AUGAGUCAUAGCAAUGAUCCAAAACAGUUGAGUCCAUCUUCAACUCAACACGCCACUGAAGAUGAGAGACCAAACACUGACAUUGCCAUUGAGUUUGGCUACAGACUAAAGGACCUGACGUUCAAUGAUGCAAUAGUUAUCAACAAGUUGAUGCACUUUGCCCGCGACAAUAUCAAAGCCUCUGCAGAGAUUGCUGCUUUGGUUGAGGACAGGAUUAGUAAGAGUACUUCUCACACUCAAAGACUUGCAACUCUUUACCUGAUGGACUCGAUAAUAAAGAAUGUGGGCAGAGCAUAUAAAACGAUAUUCGCCAGGGACCUUGUCAAUACCUAUUGUAGUAGUUUUGAGGCUGUCGACGAUACCGUCAGGAUAUCACUACUCAAGCUCUAUAACACAUGGUCCGUCCACUUUGAACCUGCCCUACUGGAGCAGAUCCAACAACGAUUGGGCAAUGAGGAGAUGGCUCGCAUUGGGGAGCUCAUCAAGCUGUUGCCACCCAAGCAACCCAACAAACAGAACGUCCAUCAUCGACAGUCUCAACCGCCUCCACAGACCAAGCCACAGCAACCUAUGCAGCGUCCACAACAACCACCACAACAGCCAAUGCAACAGCCACAGAGACAGCCACAGCCACAGCCACAACCACAACAGCCAAUGCAGCAGUUCAACCAACAACAGCGACCAAUGCAGCCAUUCAACCAGUCACCUUUGCAACAACCUCAACAACAACAAAUGCAUAAUCCCAUUCACCAAAAUGUAAAGUGA
Molecule: messenger RNA, 765 nt
Organism: Acytostelium subglobosum LB1
Lineage: Eukaryota; Evosea; Eumycetozoa; Acytosteliales; Acytosteliaceae
Exons: 2
Coding region: 1-765 (254 amino acids)
Biological process (GO): termination of RNA polymerase II transcription
Cellular component (GO): cytoplasm; mRNA cleavage factor complex
Molecular function (GO): phosphatidylinositol binding; RNA polymerase II complex binding; ubiquitin binding
Source: RefSeq, a predicted model, not a curated record